AUGGCUUUCUCACCCACAGCUUCACCAUUCUCACACCUCCAAUCUUCGUCCCUUCUUCCCAUUUUCAGACUACAACACCCUCUUCUUCUCUCUCCUUCUUCUCCUUCUCCUUCUUCUUUCAAUGCAAAACGCUUUGACAGCCGUCGCAUCCGCAUUCGUGUUACCGCUUCUGCAACUGCCACUAUCGAGUCUGGAAAUGGCGCUUUAGUUACUCAAGAAAAUAACUUGGACUCCAUUUCCUAUGGAAGGCAGUACUUUCCUUUAGCUGCUGUUGUUGGCCAGGAUGCUAUUAAAACUGCUCUGUUGCUUGGGGCUAUAGACCGCGAAAUUGGAGGAAUUGCUAUCUCCGGAAAGCGUGGAACAGCCAAGACAGUAAUGGCACGUGGAUUGCAUGCAAUUUUGCCACCCAUUGAAGUAGUCGUUGGUUCAAUGGCAAAUGCUGAUCCAGCCUGUCCCGAAGAGUGGGAAGAUGUUUUACCUGACUGCAUGGAGUAUGAUUCUGCUGGUAAUAUCAAGACUCAGAUUGUCAGGUCUCCUUUUGUUCAGAUUCCACUUGGAGUCACAGAGGACAGACUCAUUGGGUCUGUUGAUGUCGAGGAGUCUGUGAAAACAGGAACCACUGUUUUCCAGCCAGGCCUUCUUGCUGAAGCUCAUCGAGGUGUAUUAUACGUUGAUGAAAUUAAUCUUUUGGAUGAGGGUAUUAGUAAUUUGCUUCUUAACGUAUUAACUGAAGGAGUUAAUAUUGUGGAAAGAGAGGGAAUCAGCUUUAGGCAUCCAUGCAAGCCUCUCUUGAUUGCUACUUACAAUCCGGAAGAGGGUGCUGUUCGUGAGCACUUACUAGAUCGUAUUGCAAUUAAUUUGAGUGCAGAUCUUGAAAUGAGUUUUGAUGACCGUGUUGCAGCUGUGGGUAUUGCAACAGAAUUUCAGGAACAUAGUUCUGAAGUCUUUAAAAUGGUUCGAGAAGAAACAGAAUAUGUAAAAACUCAGAUCAUUUUGGCAAGAGAGUAUCUAAAGGAUGUCGUUAUAAGCAGAGAACAAUUAAAGUACCUGGUUUUGGAAGCUCUUCGAGGUGGUUGCCAGGGGCAUAGAGCUGAGCUAUAUUCUGCUCGUGUUGCAAAAUCCUUAGCUGCUCUAGAAGGACGAGAAAAAGUUAAUGUUGACGACCUGAAAAAAGCUGUAGAACUGGUCAUUCUUCCUCGUUCAAUCAUCACUGAGAACCCACCAGAACAGCAAAAUCAACAGCCUCCACCUCCACCACCUCCUCCACAAAAUGAAGAAUCCGGGGAAGAGCAAAAUGAGGAGGAAGAACAAGAGGAUGAAAAUGAUGAAGAAAAUGAUGAAGAGAAUGAACAAGAGCCUCAAAUUCCCGAAGAGUUUGUCUUUGAUGCAGAAGGGGGUUUGGUGGAUGAGAAGCUUCUUUUUUUUGCACAACAAGCACAGAGACGCAGAGGGAAGGCUGGGAGAGCAAAGAAUGUUAUAUUUUCAGAAGAUAGAGGUCGAUAUAUUAAGCCAAUGCUUCCAAAGGGCCCUAUAAGGAGAUUAGCGGUUGAUGCGACCCUUAGAGCUGCUGCACCGUAUCAAAAGUUGCGUAGGGAAAAGAACACUCAAAGUGGUAGGAAAGUGUUUGUGGAAAAAACUGAUAUGAGAGCGAAGAGAAUGGCACGAAAAGCAGGAGCACUGGUUAUAUUUGUUGUUGAUGCAAGUGGAAGCAUGGCAUUGAAUAGAAUGCAGAAUGCAAAAGGUGCAGCACUCAAGUUACUCGCAGAAAGUUAUACAAGCAGAGAUCAGGUUUCUAUCAUUCCUUUCCGUGGAGAUUCUGCAGAAGUUCUUCUGCCUCCUUCUAGAUCAAUUUCAAUGGCAAGAAGACGUCUUGAGAGACUUCCAUGUGGUGGAGGUUCUCCCCUUGCCCAUGGUCUGACCACGGCUGUUAGGGUUGGACUAAAUGCAGAGAAGAGUGGUGAUGUUGGACGUAUCAUGAUUGUUGCAAUAACAGAUGGUAGAGCCAAUAUAUCACUAAAAAGAUCCACUGACCCUGAAGCUGCUGCUGCUAAUGAUGCUCCAAGACCGUCGUUGCAGGAGUUGAAGGAUGAGAUUCUUGAGGUUGCUGGUAAAAUCUACAAAUCAGGGAUGUCCCUCCUUGUCAUCGACACUGAAAAUAAGUUCGUUUCAACUGGUUUUGCUAAGGAGAUUGCCAGAGUGGCUCAAGGAAAAUAUUAUUACUUGCCAAAUGCGUCAGAUGCUGUAAUCUCAGCUGCAACAAAGGACGCUUUAUCAGCCCUGAAAAGCACAUGA
Messenger RNA from Prunus armeniaca (apricot), 2292 nucleotides. The record is from the annotation of a GenBank genome assembly. Lineage: Eukaryota; Viridiplantae; Streptophyta; Magnoliopsida; Rosales; Rosaceae.